Molecule: messenger RNA, 1145 nt
Organism: Aspergillus pseudonomiae
Lineage: Eukaryota; Fungi; Ascomycota; Eurotiomycetes; Eurotiales; Aspergillaceae
Product: 40S ribosomal protein uS9
Exons: 4
Coding region: 233-664 (143 amino acids)
Biological process (GO): maturation of SSU-rRNA from tricistronic rRNA transcript (SSU-rRNA, 5.8S rRNA, LSU-rRNA); translation
Cellular component (GO): ribosome; cytosolic small ribosomal subunit
Molecular function (GO): RNA binding; structural constituent of ribosome
Source: RefSeq, a predicted model, not a curated record
AACAAUCGCGCAGAGCAAGUCUCUAUCCCGACCUCCGAUGGAGACCCAAACUUCAGCCGCCUCGGCGGAGCAUCACGUGACACGUGACCAGCGGCAAGCCCUAGCGGAGUCGCACUAAGCGAAGUCACCCGCACGGAUUCUGAACCCCAUCACCGCAAUUCGAAUAACAGGAAGACGACGACAACUUCACCACACUCCCCUUCCCGACACCGAUCAGGGCCAUUCGAUCACCAUGGCUUCCGUCCCGAGUGUGCAAUGCUUCGGCAAGAAGAAGACGGCUACCGCUGUCGCCCACUGCAAGCAAGGCAAGGGUCUCAUCAAGGUCAACGGCCAGCCCCUCUCUCUGGUCCAGCCUGAGAUCCUCCGCUUCAAGGUCUACGAGCCUCUCCUCAUCGUCGGUGCCGACAAGUUCGCCGGUGUUGACAUCCGUGUCCGCGUCUCCGGUGGUGGUCACACUUCCCAGGUCUACGCCAUCCGUCAGGCUAUCGCCAAGUCCCUCGUCGCCUACUACCAGAAGUACGUCGAUGAGCACUCCAAGAACCAGCUGAAGCAGGCUCUUGUCCAGUACGACCGCACACUCCUCGUUGCCGACAACCGUCGCACGGAGCCCAAGAAGUUCGGUGGUCGCGGUGCCCGCGCCAGGUACCAGAAGUCCUACCGUUAAACGGCCUUCGAAUCAAAAAAAGACCCAUUUUACGGACGACCGACGGGAAUACAAAAAAGGACGCGGAAUGGUAUCUAUCAGGUGUACUGGGGAGGAGAUUUGGAGCGUGCUCCCAGGGCAAUCGGUUAUGGUUCGGAUCUGGUUGUCGCUGGGGUGGAAUUGUUAUGGUGCGAUACUACUGGCUCUGUCGAUGCUGGAUUUAGUAUAGGCCAGGUAUCUCAAAUAUCACCCAAUAUUUUUUUUCCUGUUCAGAGAAAAGAGCCAUCCGGAUGUUAUCCUAUGUUAUGUCGUUGGGUUUAAUUUUUUGUGGUUGUUUUAACGGUUUCUGGACAGCUGGAAUACAUUUGAUGUCACGUGACCAGGACUUUUGCCAGAAAAUGCAAGAUUACGACUUCAACUGAGAUGAUCAGAUAUUGUCUUGGUUAGUAGGUAGUAGCAGUAGGUGGCUCAGCUUACCACCACUGCUACUACUAACGCGCUG